GUCAGUUACUGCUCUAGUCCAACGACUAGAUCGCUAGUAAAAUGCUUUGACAAUCAGCAGUCAGUUGCUGAGCGUGAGCACGCGCGUGCGAUGAUCAUUUAGCGUGCGAAAAAACUUUGAAAAUUGAAAAUAAAAAGAACGUUGUAAGGCGUUGAAAAUUGCAAACGUACUUUGUUUUUAGCGCGCGCCGGUGCAAAAAAUUUAAAAUAAGCGCAAUAGUUGUUAAGAUAGUGCACUGAACGGAUAAUGAAAGUGACAAAAAAACACAAAUAGAAAACAAAACAUUCCGGAGAAACUCUAUUAAGACAUAAAUAUUGUAUAUGUAAUAAGCGCUAAUAACUUUCAAAAAAAAAUAUUAUAAAUUGAGUGACAAAGUUCAGAAAAAGUGAACAAUUGAAUGAGCUUAAGCGAAAUAAGUAUAGAGCUGAAAUAAGCAAAAUAUAUAUGUACGAGUGUGCAGAAAUACUUUGCUAUUCUAAACAAAUCUGUGUAAUAUAGACAAUACAACAACACAAGCCGCUAAUCGCCAGCUAGAAUCAGUCAAGCUUAUGGAAAGUCGCAGAAAAAAUUGUCAAUUCAUCGCUCGCAAAUAAAGCAAAUAGUGAUACCAAAGCCGGACCACGCAGAUAAGUUUACAAAGCCGGAAGAAAAAAAAAAACUAAAUAAACAUAAAUAAAAAAUUGCAAAUCGCUUUUUGAAACACACGCGGUCAGCUGUCAACGAAAGGCGAUGCGCAACAGCUGAGAGGAACUGUAAACAAUUCACUAACAUAGAUAUUAAAAAUACAAAUUGUAGCGCUUCGCACAUACAUCUAAAAGCACAGAGUUCAACAUGCGUGCCUUCCAACGCGGCUUCUUCUGUGCGGAUCUCUCGCUGCGCUAUCCGUAUCGCGAGUGCACAAUCACCAUACCGAUGCUGCUGAUCUACACGCUGUUACUGCCGAUGCUCUUCAUCAGCGUUGUGGAGAUUAUGCGCAUCUGCAAGUGCUUUCGUCUACGCAAAUACAUAACGAAUUUAGCGCGCAGCUUGUCAAUCUUUAGUUUUGGUUUCAUCGCCACCUACCUAACGACGGAGUUGGCGAAAAAUGUGGUGGGGCGCUUGCGCCCGCACUUCUACACCGCGUGUCAACCGCGCUUGUCGGACGGCAGCUCCUGUGAGAGCGCAUAUCAGCAGCUGGUCGGCGGUGGCGUAUAUGUAGAGCAUUACUAUUGCGCGAAUCGCAAUUUGAGCGCGCGCCAGUUACGUGAACUGCAUGUAUCCUUUCCGAGCGCGCACUCAUCGCUCUCAUUCUACGCUAUGCUAUUGCUGUGCUUUUACUUACACGCAGUGUGGCGCGGACGUGGCACUACACGGGUGCUGCGACAUAUACUACAGUUUCUGUUAUUGUUGCUCGCCUGUUACAUAGCGCUAAGUCGCGUGCGUGACUAUUGGCAUCACUGGUCAGAUGUGUUGGCCGGCGCGCUGCUCGGUAUGUUGUAUGCCAUAUUGACGGCGGUGUAUGUGGGACGCAUGCUGAGGCAGGGCUUCGCAGAUGCAGCGACAACGCAUAAGCAUAAGAAACAUCAAUAUAAGGUGGGUGCGAAACAGCAGGUGAAUCAGCUGGCGCAUGCGCACCAUCAUCAUCCGCAUCAGCUGACAUCGUCACAGCAUCGUCUGGCGUCACAUGAUGCGCGCAGUGGGCGCAUGUUGCUGGUGGCAGCCAGCGGUAGUGUUAGCAAUUUGCAGCAGCAGCAGUUGUUGCCAACAGCGCACGAAGAUCUGGAGAAGCAGCAGUUGCACGAACAAGUGGUUAAAGAGCAUUUAAUGGAGCGCGGCAGUAUUGGCGGCGGUGAUUGUGAGUGGAAGCUGCAGGCGGUUGUGUUGCCAACGUAAUUUGCCAGCAAAGCGCCAUAGGACUGGGAGCGCAAGCACGCGCUGGAAUGAGGAAGGAGCGCUACGGUGAAGUUGACGGCGGAACAAAUCUGUAAACACAUCACAUAUCGGCAAAGCGGUGAUAAGAAAAGAGAGAAACGCCACUUUAAACGGCACAUAGUGCACUAAGCUAGGAGGGGGAGAAGAAAAGUCAUGCAAUAGUAAUCUAAUUCGACGCGCUCGAAAAUAAUGUGCGUACAAGAUUAAAAUAAAAAAAUGGAAAAGGGUUUGUAAAGGGGUUUUGGUACCCUUUAAACAAAUUGGCUUACUAAAUCAUCAGACGGCGUUAUUCAAUCAAGAGGCUGCAAACUAAAUCCGUUUGGGGAAAACAGCAAGCACUGUUAUAAAAUUUCCUACCAGUGGCACCCUACCCCCCUAACACAGCAGCUCUGUGCAUUAAAACACAAAAGCGGGCAUAUCAUAUGCAACACAAGCACAAAAAAACAAUCAAUAUAUUUAUAUAUAGCAAUAAUAGCCUUGCAGUACCUGUACGUAAUUAUUGGUCAUGCAACUAACUAACCAAACAA
Bactrocera oleae (olive fruit fly) is the source of this 2438-nucleotide messenger RNA. It is a transcript of the gene laza, whose product is annotated as lazaro. NCBI's taxonomy places the organism in Eukaryota, Metazoa, Arthropoda, Insecta, Diptera, Tephritidae. Gene Ontology annotation, biological process: signal transduction; phospholipid dephosphorylation; phospholipid metabolic process. Gene Ontology annotation, molecular function: phosphatidate phosphatase activity. The record is from RefSeq and is a predicted model, not a curated record. Gene Ontology annotation, cellular component: plasma membrane.